AUGGGACCUAUAGCACAGCGAACAGAACUGGGCUGGAUAGUCUCAGGUCGCGUGGGAAUAAAAACAUUUAAUUGUCACGUUGUGAUCAACGACCUAAGUGAGAUAUCUCAGUACUGGGAAAUAGAAGAUAUCACAAGCAGUUUAUCACCACUAUCAGAGGGAGAGCAACGUUGUGAAAACAUCUACAUGGACACAACAAAACGUUUAGAAGAUGGGAAAUAUGAAGUUGCGCUACCAAUGAAACCAGGAUUCGAGCAUGUAUAUCAUAUUGAUCAUGGUAAAUCAAAGGAACGAGCUAUAGCACAGUUUAAGCAAUUAGAGCAUAAAUUAACAAAGAAUACAUCAUUUUUCGUCGGAUAUAAAGGAUUCAUGGAGGAGUAUAAAGAUCUAGGCCAUAUGCGUAAAACCAAUAGCACUGAACAACCCUUAUUCUACAUGCCGCAUCAUGGUGUAACUAAAUUAGACUCCACUACCACAAACUUCGAGUUGUGUUUAAUGCCUCUUCUAAAACAUCAUCUGGUUAUAGCUUAA
This is a messenger RNA of Achroia grisella, 531 nucleotides long. RefSeq lists its product as uncharacterized. The coding region runs from base 1 to 531 and encodes 176 amino acids. The transcript has a single exon. The record is from RefSeq and is a predicted model, not a curated record. NCBI's taxonomy places the organism in Eukaryota, Metazoa, Arthropoda, Insecta, Lepidoptera, Pyralidae.